Messenger RNA from Marchantia polymorpha subsp. ruderalis, 4487 nucleotides. Lineage: Eukaryota; Viridiplantae; Streptophyta; Marchantiopsida; Marchantiales; Marchantiaceae. The record is from the annotation of a GenBank genome assembly.
AUGUGAACGAAUGACUCGUGUGUCCACGCACACACGAGGACACUUAAGGAACCACGCCCUUAAAUGCUGCUGCUGCUGAGCGCAAUACCUGAUCAAGGUGCAAUGAUCGUAGGUUCUGUCUGUCUGAUGAGAGUAGCCUAAUGCCUGUGCUGUGCAGACAGGCCUUCCAUCUUGCAGCGAAGGAGGUCAGCAAGGGUCCUGAUAAAUCUCAGACCAGAGCUGUAGUAGUGAAGAGGUAGAGCAGCAGCAGCCAGGAGCCAGCAAUAUUCGUACUUGCUUACUUUCGACCAAACACGGAGUCGCUUUAACUGAUAUCUUUAAGAGACGUCGGUGACAAGAAAGUGCUUUCGUUGGAUUGAGAUGAGCUUUCACACCACUGGCAACAGGUCUGGCUAUUGUCCCCGUACUCCAACAGGUUGUAGCAGGCCGCUAUAUAUAACUGGGGCUCUCAGAAUGUUCGUGGCACCCCAGAAUCACAAUGGAUGACUGUCGUCCUCAUCCUCUCUUCCAGGGAGGACGAGGACGCUUGCUUGUCCAAGUGUGGUUGGGGCCAAGCAGUAACUGCCAUCUACAGACCAAGAAGGUGCGAGACACAUAUCGCUCUUACAGUGUAAUUGGAAUCAGUCACAUUCUUGCUUCUUCGAUUUCGUUACAUUUAUGAUCUCACUCGCUCAGUUCGUGCAUGCAGUUGUGGAAUGGAGUGAAUGGCCUUGACCUUGUCGGAACAGAACAUUCUCAGACGACCGAACGUAAGGUGAAUUGGAUCUUCUGUGUUUUUUUGAAAAAAAAUUUGUUGGCAGAGCUGGCGAGUUGGAGCUGUGCUACGACCUGUGACAGCAGGGCGGUCGAGAAAGCCUGUCGAGUUUGUGGGUGCUGGGUAUGAAUGAAAUCUCAUGUCGGGUGCCAUCAUCUCUCCGAGCGUGAAAUAGAACGCUCACAAGUGGCUUGCACAGCUCUGUAACGAAGAUGGAAUUUCCGAAUUGGAAUUUUCGGGUGCUCACCUUCUUUAUAGUUCUCUGGAGUGCGAUCGGAGGAUUUGAAGUAAUUGGUCUGCAGUAUGCGUGCGAAUCUUCGCCCGCCUCUUUUUCUUUCUGCAACAUCGCGAAUUCAUUUGAAGAACGUGUCAAGGACCUGAUUUCGGAGCUGAAUUUGAGCGAAAAAAUUCAGCAGCUCGGGAACACGGCACCCGGCAUUCCACGGCUGAACAUUCCAGCUUAUCAGUGGUGGCAAGAAGCCUUGCAUGGGGUCGCCAACAACAAUCCAGGCGUAAAUUUCGAUGGUCCCAUCAUAGCUGCAACGAGUUUUCCCCUACCGAUACUGACCGCUGCCUCCUUCAACAGCACUCUGUUCAACAGAAUUGGUCAGGUGGUGUCAACAGAAGCUCGUGCGAUGUUUAAUUCGGGUCAGAGUGGCUUGACCUUUUGGUCACCGAAUGUGAACAUUUUCCGAGAUCCUAGAUGGGGACGAGGGCAGGAAACUCCAGGAGAAGAUCCUCUUCUGUCCAGCAUUUAUGCCGCUAACUUUGUAGUCGGAAUGCAAGAAGGAAACGAGCUAAAAGCGCAGAGGAACGAGGAUCCAAAUUUUAAAUUGAAGACUUCUAGUUGCUGCAAGCAUUUUACUGCGUAUGAUCUAGAAGGUUGGGGAGGCGUGGAUCGUGAUCAUUUUGACGCGCUGGUGACAGAUCAAGACAUGGAAGAUACUUUCAAUCCACCCUUUCAAAGCUGUAUCGAACUAGCACAAGCUAGUAGUCUUAUGUGCGCGUACACUCGAGUGAAUGGGACGCCGGCGUGCGCACAUCACAAGCUCCUCACCAAGACUGUCAGAGAAAAGUGGGAUUUUCAUGGGUACAUAGUCUCAGACUGCGAUGCUGUCUACGAUAUGAUCAAUGACCCCAAGUACGCAUUAACUCUGGAAGAUGCUGUUGCAGACGCUGUGCAGGCAGGCAUGGAUCUCAACUGUGGAAUAACAAUCAGCAAUCAUGGAAGAUUGGCUGUAGAUGAAGGCAAGCUGUCGGAGGAGGAGGUUGAUAGAGCACUUACUAAUCUAAUGUUGGUGCGGAUGCGACUGGGACUUUUUGAUGGUCUUUCUCAAACUCAAAUUUACAGAAAUAUAGGCCCACAGGAUGUCUGUACUCACGAGCACCAAGAUCUAGCACUGGAGGCCGCACUGCAAGGCAUCGUCCUCCUGAAGAAUGAUAAUACGACCUUGCCACUCUCCAGAGAAACUGUAUCGUCCUUAGCUGUUGUGGGUCCUAGCGCAGCCGAUGAAGAGUUCCGAAUGCUUGGCAGCUACGCUGGCAUUCCUUGCACGUACAUCACACCAGCUCAAGGUCUGAGUAUGUUUGUCAGCAACAUCGACUAUCAAGCAGGAUGUUCUAGCAUAUUCUGCGAGGAAGACGAUUUUAGCGAUGCAUCCGAAGCGGCACUUGGAGCGGAUGCCGUCGUAAUCGUGGUAGGACUUAGUCUGAGUGAAGAAAAAGAGGGACUCGAUAGAACAAGUCUGCUGCUACCUGGUCAUCAACAGGAGCUUGUUUCUUCCGUGGCCAGAGCUUCCAAAGGCCCUGUUGUGCUUGUCAUCAUGUCGGGUGGUCCGGUGGAUGUAUCUUUUGCCAAAGACGAUCCAAACAUUGGCAGCAUUUUGUGGGUAGGUUAUCCCGGGCAAGCUGGAGGGCAAGCACUUGCAGAGAUCAUUUUUGGAGAGCGGAAUCCAGGAGGAAACCUUCCAAUAACGUGGUAUCCAGAGUCCUUCACCCGGGUGAAUAUGACAGAUAUGCACAUGCGUCCCAACGAAUCAUCAGGUUAUCCUGGGAGGACCUAUCGCUUCUACACUGAAGAGGUUGUUUACCCUUUUGGUUCAGGGCUAUCGUACACGACCUUCAGACAUACAGUGAAGUCGGCUCCUGCUGUUGUUGUGGCACCCAAUCUACAGCAACAAGCUUGCUACCACGAGCACAAGUUUGUUGAGAGCAAUCUGAUUCAAUGCACAGAUCAUGACUUGAAUAGAUGUGAAGAUUCGUCCUUUGAGAUUCAGAUCGAAGUGAAAAAUGAAGGGCUCCGGAGCGGAAGUCAUGUCCUCAUGCUCUUUUCUACUCCUCCUGGUAGUGGCAGGGAUGGCGUCCCAUUAAGACAACUUAUAGCCUUUGAGCGUGUUCAUCUUGAGGCUGAGUCGCAGCAUACUUGGAACUUGGUUAUAAAUGCUUGCCGUGACUUGAGUACCGUGACGUCCAGUGGGACAAAGGUACUGGGUAUUGGCAAGCAUGUGCUCUCGGUUGGAGACGACAAACAUUCUAUCAUGUUUGUUGCUGGUUCUGAGAAUUUUCUCGAAACUCAAGCCACGAGCAAGAAUGACCAAGUUCUCUUCUCUGUUGGUUGAAUAACUGCUUAUUAACUGGUUUCAAGACUGAGGCAGGUGUAUAUAUUCUUGCGUUUACGCACGAUCUCGAGGAUCGUAUUGCUUUCUUCGAUUUUGCGCAGCCGAAGCUGCAACAUGAGUUGAUGUUGAGAACGAUCGAGGUACUCCGAAGGUGAACAAGGUGAUUUGAAGAAUGAAUCAAGGUGAGGAGCUAUCUUGGAACAUCAACCUGCCUUGAGUUAAAUACUCUCAUAGUUCCAGCUAGCACCUUUUCUCCAAUAAAAUGAUACUGGAUGUCUAUGUGGUCGCUCCGGUCAUGCAUCUCAACACUUCUGCACGUUUGAAAGUCUUCAAGCUUCAUGCAUAAAAGAGAUGUAGAAAUCAAACACCCCCUCCAGUAAUACUUCUGCAUAUGCUAUUAUUUUUUUUUGUCAUCACCCUCUAGUAUGUGCUUCACUCUUAGCAGUCUUUCCCUUGUCAGUUCCUCUUACAAGUCUUAUUAAUCCAUCUUCCUCAAACUCGAAGCCGGUCCAUUGUGUACCUUUUUCCUUUGCUCUCGUCAGAAACUUAGCUCUUAACUUGGCAGUUCAAGCAACGUUCCCUUUCAGCCAGAUUAUUAUCUGUUCAAAAUGGCUGUCUACUUUUCCUUCGAGUUUCCACAAAACCACAGUGCUGGAUUCCAUCUGUACUCGACGUCGUGAAUGCAGGUGAUAAUGUUCCUACCUUCUGUACUACGUAAACAGCAAAUACUUUUCCCAGCUCUGCCAUUAUGUUGUUAAAACCAACAAACGCAUGAGUGAGUAGCUUUUUACUAGACUUCAGCCAAGUGCUUUUAUGCAAGAUCUGAACAUCAUCAUAGACAUUCCGUGUCAUUUUAUUGGGCAGCAGGUUCUAGCUGGAAGUAUGAGAAGUAUUUUAUUGCACUGGUGAAGAAAAGAUAUAGCUGACAAACACUGAAGAAUGCACAGUUUAGGAAAGUCUCCUCCAAGUGCCAUCAAGGUUUUCGAUACCUUUGUAAACAGAACCAGGAUUGGUUGUUGCGCCAUAUCCUCUUCUAUGACUCCGCUAUAUGGCAAAGUUUCAAACGAAUCCAAACGAUGUUUCACCUCUACAGUAAGCUUCAGAUAUGUUGUUAU